Molecule: messenger RNA, 1313 nt
Organism: Camelina sativa (false flax)
Lineage: Eukaryota; Viridiplantae; Streptophyta; Magnoliopsida; Brassicales; Brassicaceae
Source: RefSeq, a predicted model, not a curated record
CGACGAAAACAAUCACCAAACCAAAAAUCUAAACAAGAGAAAUAUAAGAAAUAUGGGGAAAGAGAUUUCCGUCAACUGGCAGUUUAGUGGUAGCGAAGCAGCCAAAAAGGCUUCAGCUGCCACCCUAGGCAGUUACACCUCUAGAAUCAUGGCUCUGUGUGACCCUAAUGUAAAAUCCAUUUUGCCUCCUCUAAGUGAAGCCCCCGAGACUUCCUUUGCCGCUAAGAAGGCAGUUGUUGAAGCUGUCCUUAACGAUACUGGAAACGCCUAUGCUCCAAGUAUUGGCCUUCCCGCGGCUAAAAGUGCUGUGGCAGAGUAUCUAAGUCGAGAUCUUCCGAAGAAAUUGACUGCAGAUGACGUGUUUAUGACCGUUGGAUGCAAACAAGCCAUUGAGCUUGUAAUUGAAAUCUUGCAUACAUCGAAUGCCAACAUCUUGCUUCCGAAGCCAGGCUUUCCAUGGGAUAUGGUCCACGCAAUCUACAAUAAAUUUGAGGUUCGUGAAUAUACUUUCCUCCGCGAAAAGAAUUAUGAGAUCGACUUUGACAGCGUGCGUGCGCUUGUGGACGAGAACACGUGUGCGAUACUUAUUAUUAACCCACACAAUCCUAAUGGGAACACGUACUCUGAAGCUCAUCUUAAGGAGAUCGCAAUUGCUGUUAAGAAUUUUCUGUCGAUAGAUGAUAAACCACCAACUGUUAUCCAGGCAGCUAUUCCCACCAUCUUGGGGGAAACUCAUAAAGAGUUCUUCGAGAUGAGGCAGAUUUUUCUGAAAGCGAAUGCGGAGUUUUCCUUUGCUAAGCUCAAAGACAUACCAGCCCUAACCUGCUACUUGAAAACUGAAGCCUGUACCUUCUUAUGGACCGAGCUGAACUUGUCACUGUUUGCGGACAUUGAAGAUGAUGAAGAAUUCUGUGAAAAGCUUGCUACUGAAGAAUGCCUUGUCCUCUUACCAGGGAUUGCUUUUGGUCUAAAGAACUGGGCGAGGCAUUCUAUCGACAUGGAUAUUUUCGCUUUGGAGGAUGCAUUUGCAAGACUGAGAAGCUUCUUCAGUCAAAGCCGUCAAUGGUGUCAAGUAAAAAAGGUCAAUAUGGAUCUUUGCCUAAGACUUUUUACAUAUGCUAUAAAAAUAAACGUGUGUUUUAUUGAUCUGAGAUAAGUCAUGAACACAUUCGUAAAGUACUUGUAUUUAAUAAAAUUGGUGUACUUAUCACCAACCAUGUAAUGUUUUCUACUAAUAAAAUUGGUGUACUUAUCACCAAUAACCAUGUAAUGCGUUCCUACUUUUCAAUAAAUAAAAUUAAGAAUUUAUCUUU